AUGUCGGGACGCAGCAACAAAAACCCGCCAUUACUGAGAGAACUGUCCCGCCUCCCUGUACUUAUAUUGGUGUCCCGCCUCCUGUUCUUAUAUUGGUGUCCCGCCUCCCUGUACUUAUAUUGGUGCCCCGCCUCCCUGUACUUAUAUUGGUGUCCCGCCUCCCUGUACUUAUAUUGUGUGCCCCGCCUCCCUGUACUUAUAUUGGUGUCCCGCCUCCCUGUACUUAUAUUGGUGUCCCGCCUCCUGUUCUUAUAUUGGUGCCCCGCCUCCCUGUACUUAUAUUGGUGUCCCGCCUCCCUGUACUUAUAUUGGUGCCCCGCCUCCCUCUUAUAUUGGUGCCCCGCCUCCCUGUACUUAUAUUGGUGCCCCGCCUCCCUGUACUUAUAUUGGUGUCCCGCCUCCCUGUACUUAUAUUGGUGCCCCGCCUCCCUGUACUUAUAUUGGUGCCCGCCUCCCUGUACUUAUAUUGGUGCCCCGCCUCCCUGUACUUAUAUUGGUGCCCCGCCUCCCUGUACUUAUAUUGGUGCCCCGCCUCCCUGUACUUAUAUUGGUGUCCCGCCUCCCUGUACUUAUAUUGUCUUUGUCUUCUCUCUGCAGUACACUCCGGAGCUGAUCGCUGGUCCCGGAGCGGAUUUGGACCCGAGUGAGGUGACCAUCCAGGGCUGUGAAUGUCGGGGUCAGAGCUGUGUGGUGGGGCGGUGCCCGUGCCUGCUGCGGGGUGAGAACUAUGUGAACGGGCGAGUGACCCUGAGCCGAGAUACGCCCAUCCUGGAGUGCCACGCCCUGUGUGGCUGCGCGGAGACUUGUGCCAACCGGGAGACCCAGCGCGGCCUGCAGUUCCGGCUCCAGGUGUGCAAGGUCCCCGGGAAGGGGUGGGGCCUGCACACAAAGGAGGCGGUACCCAGCGGGCGCUUUGUCUGUGAGUACGCAGGGGAGGUCCUCGGGGAGGAGGAGGCGUGUCUUAGGAUAAAAUCGCAGGACCCCAACGCCAACAAUUACAUCAUCGCUGUGCGGGAACACCUCCAUGACGGGCGCACGCUGCACACAUAUGUGGACCCGACGCGGAUCGGAAACAUCGGCCGCUUCCUCAAUCACUCCUGCCGGCCCAAUCUGGUGAUGCUGCCGGUGCGUUGUCACUCCAUGGUGCCGCGCUUGGCGCUCUUCGCCGCUCGCGAUAUUCAGGCCGGAGAGGAGUUGUGUUACGACUAUUCUGGGAGGUCGUUCAACGCGGAACCUCAGAGUCCGGACAAGGAGUGUGCGGGACACGGGGGCCCGGGGGCCCCGGAAGAGGUGCCUGUGCGGCACAGACGUCUGUUCAGGGUAUUUACCCUUCGAUGGGUCGCUGUACGGUGA
Molecule: messenger RNA, 1353 nt
Organism: Staurois parvus
Lineage: Eukaryota; Metazoa; Chordata; Amphibia; Anura; Ranidae
Source: the annotation of a GenBank genome assembly